Oldenlandia corymbosa var. corymbosa is the source of this 663-nucleotide messenger RNA. Lineage: Eukaryota; Viridiplantae; Streptophyta; Magnoliopsida; Gentianales; Rubiaceae. The record is from the annotation of a GenBank genome assembly.
AUGGUAGCUGUUGAUCAUCCAUGUGCUAGCAGACCAAAGCCGUUACCCAAGAAUGUUUUCGUACUCAAUGAUCAUGCUCUUUGCAUCGUUGCUGGAGAUCUUAAUGAUCAAACACUUGCCACCAUUUCUGAAGCUAUUCAACACUACAAAGUUUUGAUUGCAGACUUCCGCAAGCUCCAAUCUAAGAAAUAUUGUCUGUUCUUGAAGGACAGUAUUUCAGUUGAAGUGGAAUCACGAAUGUUGUUCGACACUCUCGAAUCUGGCUACGAUGAAGGGUUUGGCAGGCGUAAUGGUUGCAGGGGUCCUUGGUUGUAUGGCAUGAAUGGUGAGCUGAGACCUAUAGAACUGCAAGAAAGAAGUAUAUUGAGCAUUGGGUCUGGAUCAGAAUAUGCUUUUGGUUUUGGCGUCAUCGGGUACCGUUACUAUAGGUCCUUCGAUGAAGCUAGAGAUUUGGCCGCAGAUGCGAUUUCCAAUGCUGCAUUAGCAGUUAGUGAAGAUGGUGAAACUGGUGGUUUCUUCAGCGGACCUGAUAGGUGGAGCAUCAAAUACGAAGAAGCAAGUGCAGUAAACUUCUUGCAGAAGACUUCUUCUGCUCCAAAGUCGUUUACUUACAAGUCCACCGGAUCAUCUUGCUACUCAAUAGCAUCUUUUGAAGCCGUGUGA